Canariomyces notabilis is the source of this 2421-nucleotide messenger RNA. RefSeq names its product kinase-like protein. Gene Ontology annotation, molecular function: protein serine/threonine kinase activity; ATP binding; protein binding. Bases 256 to 2166 code for a protein of 636 amino acids. Lineage: Eukaryota; Fungi; Ascomycota; Sordariomycetes; Sordariales; Chaetomiaceae. Gene Ontology annotation, biological process: protein phosphorylation; mitotic DNA damage checkpoint signaling. The record is from RefSeq and is a predicted model, not a curated record. The transcript has 2 exons. Gene Ontology annotation, cellular component: nucleus.
GCUCCAUUGGAUGUCAUGAAGUUUGCUGGCCACUUCUCGGCGAAGCUAAGGCAGCUGCGAAAUGGCUAAGUACCUUACCUAGGGAAGCCAUCAUCUGGGUGGUUUGGUUUCUGUCUCGUCUUCUUGUUCUUGUCUCGUUCUUUAGAUCUUUCCCCGUGGUCAGAGUCUCUACUAGGAGUAGUUAUACCGACCUAUAACGCUAUGCACUGAUCGUCUUCCCUCCCCCCUAUCCUCCCUUACCACGCUCUUGUCGCUAUGGUGGGAGAUUCUGACUUGAUCGCUCGCAUAUACCCCGAAGUUUCAUGCGUCCUUGCAUGGGAUACGAUCGAGAGUCAUCCACUCAAGGCACCUCCAAGGUUCAGACUGCCUCCGUCCGAGUCAACGCCGGGCCGUAACAGCCGGGAGUCGACGGCAUCUCUGGACGACGACCAAACCGCAGACAAGCUAGACAGCUUGCCUUGCAUCGAAUUGAGGUUCAGCAACCUUCCAAGAACCCCCCGAGGACUGGUGUUUGGCAAGGAUUCGGACAGCGAUGUCCUCUUGCCUUCACUGUCGGGUAUUAGCAGACACCAUUUCGCCCUUACCUACAAAAACACAUUCAGCGAUGGACUCUACCGCCUGAUUGUGCGAGACCUCGGGUCCAUGCAUGGAACUGCCGUCACGUAUGACAAGCAAGGUAAAGAGAAGCGAGUCAGAUUCGACUGGAUCAUCGCCGGCUUUGAGUUGCCCAAUAAGGCCGACGCCAUCACUGUGCAGCCCCUUCCAAUCCUCAGGUUUCGUAUCGUUGUCGCUGAUCAUGAUAUAACUUCGGCCGCGUAUAUCGCCAAGGUUGAGCGAUUCCUUCAUGGGUCGACAGGUGUUGGGAGCCUCUUUGGUAACCCCCUCCGCCGGAGUGGGCAGGAGACGGAUUGCAACACCGGAGAACUCACUCCUUCUGACGGUCCGAUCCUACUCCUACAGAAAGUGAUUGCUCAGGGUAGCUUUGGUACGGUUAGCCGGUAUUGGGACGUCAGCUCCGGGGAGGAAUAUGCCCGUAAAGAGCCUGUUGGAAGAGAAUAUGAUGAAAAGUUAUGGCAAGAAGAAAUUGACAUUAUGAGAAAAGUCCCCCCUCAUGAGAACAUUGUUCGCCUAUGUUUCUGGACCAAGGCACCGCGGCCGCUCCUAUAUUUGGAGUACAUGCCAUUCGGUAAUCUGGAAAAUGCCCAUAAAAGCAACCCCUUUUCACGGGCUGAAUGCCUGACCAUCUUGAGCCAGAGUCUGGCCGCCCUGGUUUACCUUCAUGGACAGCCCAAACCGAUUGCGCAUCGAGAUAUCAAACCGCAUAAUAUUCUGGUUAAGAAUCGCGAUGCCCACCACAACCCAGAACAUCUCCAUGUCAAGCUGUCCGACUUUGGCCUUUCCAAAGCCGGCACCUUGAGGACAUUCUGUGGCACCGACACUUAUCUUGCCCCCGAGAUUCAUAUGGAGAGGCCACGGCACAAGUACACGGAAGCGGUAGAUAUUUGGUCUCUGGGGGUUGUCAUCUUACGACUCACGUACGGCCUGCCUCGGCCUGGUCACGGCUCCGGGAUUGAGUGGUGCGAGAAAAUUGUGAAACGAGUCAAAAGUCUGAAGUCAGACGACCUGGUCGAUCUGCUGCAAAAGAUGCUCGUCAUUGACCCGACGGCACGAGAUUCAGCCGUAGCUUGUCUUCCUGAAUCUUUGCGGCUCUACGCGUCGUUUCGGGAUCGUUCCUUGAGCCCGACACAGGCGUCGUUCGCCGCUUCCUCCCAUACCCACGAAGACCGGAUAGGAGUUGUUGCUCACUCCUUAAGCAGCGACCCUGAAUGGGUUGGUCUCUCCCUGGAUAGCAACCGCUCAGGGGCCCUAUUCCGGAGCCAGGAGUUUCAUGAACGCGACGCAUCGCCUCCCAAUCCUCCACAACAGAGGAUGACGGAAAUCGCGCGGCCAUCCUCGCAGUUUCAACCACUUCAGGAUGUGAGUUUGCUCGGCUCCAGGUGGUUGCAAGAUCCAGGAUGUUUUGGGUCCUCUAUCGAUAGCAGGAAACGCAAACGUGAUCAUCUCUCGAAUGAAGCAGGAAGAAAGAGGAGGAGGAGUCAAAGAAAGGCGAAGCAAAGGAUCAAAAAGAAAGGAAAAAGGGAAAAGGGAGAUGAUACUAGCAGUUGAUCGACGAGUCAAACCUGCGAUCCGGAGAAGAACAAUAGGUUGCCCGGGCAACAGGCUGGGAAAGUCGUUUUUGAAUAAGAGGCCAAUGCCGACGAGUUUCAACUUGGAACCGCUACGCCACAAGAUGAAGCAAUCAAGUCACGGCUAUUCUGUUAAGUCUGUAUAUUAUCCUGCGGUUGUCUGCGGGGCUGGACCACAUCGCUACUGAGAUGAUGGCUACGUUCAGGGGCUUCAGGGCUAUCAACAGAAUAAUUG